AUGUCGGCUCGCCGAUAUCGAUCUACUGUGGCAUGUCAUUCCUGCCGCCAACGCAAGGUUCGGUGUAGCCUCAACGUCACCGGCGUGCCGUGUAUCCGCUGUGCCCAGGACCAUGCAGAUUGCGUGGUAGAUGCGCGAAAUGAAAGGGUCCGAAAUUCUCGGCGUCAUGUCCCGACAAGACAGCGCCCUAGUCCGUCCAAUAGCCCGUCCAACCGUGUCGGCGUAUAUCCUGGAGGUGGUAACAUAGUUCAUCCAUCGCCUCGAACUGAAACAAUGACUGGAUCCAGGAACUCGGAAUCUGGCGAGCGAUUUACCAUCCAGGAUGAGGAGCGCAAUGGACUUGAAAUCGCAGAAGCAGCUUUGGGGAAUCCCGAACGAGCUGGACAGGUCCCCUUCUACACUGGGGAUAAAACGGGGAUCACAUCGACCCUGACACUCUGCACUCCUGGGGAGUCUCUACCCCGGCAUCUCCUAAUUCCAUCGCAUGCCCCAACAUCCCUGUUGGAAGAAGACCGAGCCUAUCUCACAAGUAAAGGUGUCUUCAGCUUGCCGGGCGAAGAAGCCUGCAACAGCCUCCUUCAGGCUUACUUCUGUCAUGUGCACCCAAUCAUGCCUGUCAUUGAGGCUGACCACAUCUUGCACUUCUUCCGCACCGGCCGCCUCCGCGAGUAUAACCUACUACUAGUGUGGAGUGUUUUCUUUGUUGCGGUCAAUUUUGUCCCAUACAAUAUCUGUGAACUGGAAGGUUAUGAAUCCCGGAAGACGAUGAAAGCAGCUAUGUACUCCCGUGCGAAGUGCAUGUACGAUAAUGGCGGAGAACGCAAUAAGAUUGUUCUCCUUCAGGCCUCACUCCUGCUAGGCUUCUGGCACUCGGAGGUGGACGAGCAUGGCCAGCCCUGGUAUUGGACUGGCCUAUCUGUUACCCUUUGCCAGAUUCUCGGUCUACACCGUGAUCCCGAUGCAGCCCGCUACAAUACCUCCAUAAGUGACCGUCAGCGACACCUCUGGCGUCGUCUUUGGUGGACCUGCUUUUUCCGUGACCGCUGGCUGAGCCUCACUCUCGGACGACCUCUGCGCAUUGACCUCGAUGACUGCGAUGUACCGAUGCCGUCAGUGGCAGACAUGCUCAGCGAUUUACCAGAUGUCUCGGAGCCUAUAGUCGCCACGUUUAUCCCUCAUGAUCUCCCUCUUCUAGCUGAGUAUUGGGUCCGAUUGAUAGAGAUGAGCAGGCUUCUCGGGGCGGUCCUGACUAUGAACUACAAAACCAUUCGUCCCAAAUCCUCCAUGGGUCGGGUGGAGGCACUUGAGGCCGACAUUCUUCGCUGUGGUCCACCUGACCGGCACGACACUGGACUUAGUCGUCCGGCGCGGGCAAUUCUCAUCGUCUUCUACCGCCCUUUUACAACGGAAACACCGGACGAUGUCUCUCCAGCCAGUCAAAAGCAAUGGCAGCAGACAAUUCGUCAUAAAGUCGACUCUGCGGCCUCGCGUACAAACGACAUACUUGAUGUUCUCGCUGAGGAGAAUCUACUUGAGUAUGCCCUGCCAAUGACUCCCCCACUCCUUAUCCCUGCCAUGCAGAUACACCUUCUAAACUGUCGAUCCGGCAGUCCACUGGCGCGCCGUCUCCGGCUCAGCAAGCUCAAUGUAUGCAUGAUGGUCAUGGAAGAAUUCCAGAGAGUCUACACUGUGGCUUCAAUAUACCGUGUGAUCUUUGCAAAAGGCAUUCAGCAGAUAUGUCCCGAAGAGGCCGCCGAGACCACGAGUGCUUCAGCUUCCGUGGCUGUCCCUACGGCAGCACCCGCACCAGCUUUGCCCAACGUUGUAGCCCCUAUGAUGUCUCACGAGGCAGAAUUGGGGAUGGAAAUGGACGGUAUGGUCGAUGCUCUCCUGGAUGGAUCGUCGGCCUUGAAUUUCUGGGAGACCUGGGGUCAGUUGUGGGAGUAG
Molecule: messenger RNA, 1947 nt
Organism: Aspergillus ibericus CBS 121593
Lineage: Eukaryota; Fungi; Ascomycota; Eurotiomycetes; Eurotiales; Aspergillaceae
Product: Zn(II)2Cys6 transcription factor
Exons: 8
Coding region: 1-1947 (648 amino acids)
Biological process (GO): regulation of DNA-templated transcription; DNA-templated transcription
Molecular function (GO): DNA-binding transcription factor activity, RNA polymerase II-specific; zinc ion binding; DNA binding
Source: RefSeq, a predicted model, not a curated record